AUGUCGAUGAAAUUCCCUGGCAGCGUAAAUGAGCUCCAGCCAGGAGACAGAGAUAGACGAUUAUCAAUUGAAGUGUGGGACUGGGAUCGCACCUCACGGAACGACUUCAUGGGAAGCUUGUCUUUUGGAAUUUCGGAGCUGCUCGCUGAGUCAGCAUCUGGAUGGUUUAAACUUCUCAACGCGGGCCCAAAAUGCAUCUACGACAUGCAACAUCGACAAAUCGCACCAACCGUUCACCCUGAGGAAUUUCAAGCUAGAAUAAAAGCGCGAAACAACAUAGCUAAUGAGCGCCCAAAAUGCAUCUACGACAUGCAACAUCGACAAAUCCGACCAACCGUUCACCCUGAGGAAUUUCAAGAAGGAACGUCAAGCUUCAACAAAGCGAAGUGUAAUGAAUCAAUCAACGUGCUCACUCAAGCAAUCAGUAAUGAAAAACAAGUUCGGUAA
Molecule: messenger RNA, 447 nt
Organism: Cooperia oncophora
Lineage: Eukaryota; Metazoa; Nematoda; Chromadorea; Rhabditida; Trichostrongylidae
Source: the annotation of a GenBank genome assembly